AUGCCGAAACUGCCGAACUAUUGCGAGUGCUCGGAGCUGGCUCCUCCCAGCUUCGAGGAGGCGAUGCGUCCGCAGGCCGAGGCCAGACCCGUCCGCCAGACGCACUCGUUGCCGUCGUCACCCGUCACUCCGCGACGCCACGGGCCAGCCGCGCUGCCCUCAUGGACGCCGCCACCGCCGCCCAUCUCGCCCGGCUUCCGACGAGUCCCGCUCUCCGUGCCCCCGGUCGGACACCGCCAACUGGCGCCUCAGCCGCCGCCGACGCUGUCGCCGGUCAGCGAGUCGGCGCUGUUCGAGCCCGCUCGCCGGCUUCUCCACCAAUCGGCCCACCUCAGACGACGACCCAUCACUCCGCCGCCGUCGAUGCCGACUCGCAGAGAGCAGAACUCGCCGACGGACUCGCCAAAAGCCAACGCCAACGCCAACGCCAACGCUGACGCCGCGUUGGCAGCACCGAUGAUCCUGCGCCGGAUCCCGUCCUACCACCUCUCGACGACCACGUCGAGCACAGAAUGCACCGGCCCGGAAGACCGUGAGGACAGCGGGACAUCGGCAUUCUCCGAUGCCGACUCGACCGGGUUCGGCCUCUCCGCGGAGUUCGACGGGUCUGGGUCGCGAGAACUCGACGCCUCCAAGUGGACCGAUGACUCAUGA
Protopolystoma xenopodis is the source of this 654-nucleotide messenger RNA. The record is from the annotation of a GenBank genome assembly. NCBI's taxonomy places the organism in Eukaryota, Metazoa, Platyhelminthes, Monogenea, Polystomatidea, Polystomatidae.